AAAAUCUGAAUUAAACAUUUUCAAAUUAACUAUAGAAAAAGCAAUAGCUUGAAAAUGCACUUAAAGUCGCUUUAUCAAUUAAUAGCAUUGCUAUUUAUAUGCAAAAUAAAAGGAAUCUAUAGCUAUGGAAAGAUCUAUACGACAAGCGAUAAUAAGCAGUAUUAUAUAGAUGCGGAGCAAGAGUACACUUGGUUUGAUGGUUUAAGCAGAUGUUUGAAAAUGAAUAUGAAUUUGGUGUCAAUUGAAACGGAACAGAAAUCAGAGAAAAUAAAUCAACUGGUUAUGGAGACCUUUGGUAGAAAUAUCAAAUUAUGGGUGGGUGGUGUUAUGACUCAUUACCAUGAUGGUCGUCAAUAUAUAUGGACUCAUACGGGUCAACCAUUUACAUAUAGUUUUUGGUCUGGGGCUAAUCCAGAUUUUGAAACUAAUUCCGAAUAUUGUGUACAAAUUGGUUGGGGCUAUAACAUGGAAUGGAAUGAUAAAUCUUGCGAUUCAAGAUUGGGUUACAUAUGUGAGCUGCCACAGCAAGAGAAUGCGGAAAGCAAGCCAUUAAUGAACAAACUAGGAGAAAUACAACAACUAAUAAAUGAGGAUGCGGAACGUAAGAAUAUUUGGCUUAAUGAAGCCGAAGAUCAACAAUAUAAAAUACAAUAUGAGCUGCAAAAUCUUAAGGUUCAGUUGCAGCAAUUAGAAAAGGAAAAUCUAGUAAAGAAAGAGGAACUUUUAGAGAAGAGUUUACAAACCGAAAUCAAACUUAAACAAAUUUUACAAAUGAAAUUAAAAAACCCACAAGAACAACAGGAAUUUUGGAGUGGUUUACAACAACUUAGAGAGAAAUAUUUAAAGAAACGGAUUAGAAGCUCACAACUAUUUUUUUAUUAAAUUCAACAAUUGAAAUCAAAGAAAAUUUGUAUUUUGAUCUAAAUAAAAUGAAUUUAACCCUUAAUAGAUCAAAAUAAAGUUUGUCAACAGAAAGCAAUGGGUA
Messenger RNA from Lucilia sericata (common green bottle fly), 985 nucleotides. Its product is annotated as lectin subunit alpha-like. Gene Ontology annotation, biological process: biological process involved in interspecies interaction between organisms. NCBI's taxonomy places the organism in Eukaryota, Metazoa, Arthropoda, Insecta, Diptera, Calliphoridae. The transcript is spliced from 2 exons. The coding region runs from base 55 to 882 and encodes 275 amino acids. Gene Ontology annotation, cellular component: external side of plasma membrane. Gene Ontology annotation, molecular function: carbohydrate binding. The record is from RefSeq and is a predicted model, not a curated record.